This is a messenger RNA of Triplophysa dalaica, 2281 nucleotides long. RefSeq lists its product as uncharacterized. Lineage: Eukaryota; Metazoa; Chordata; Actinopteri; Cypriniformes; Nemacheilidae. The record is from RefSeq and is a predicted model, not a curated record. The transcript has 10 exons. The coding region runs from base 57 to 1328 and encodes 423 amino acids.
UACACAAAUAUACACACACAACUGUGAGCGUUGGAUUAUCUGAGGUCAGCAGAAGAAUGACAUUUUGCAGGUUUCUCCUCACUGUUUUCAUCAUUCUUGGGCAGGAUUUCUGUGACGCUGAACAGUCAUCCGUCCCUGAAGCGCCGACCCUGACAUCAUCAGUGAAGGGUUCAUCGGUGGAGCUGUUGUGUCAGGCUCCUCUGGGCUCCGGAGGUGUUGAAUUUAAACUCUUCAGAGUACACAAGAUGAUUGAUACUAAAACAUACUCCAGUAAACAGCGAGACGCUCUUUUUGUGCUCAAGGGAGAAGAUACAAAGAAUGAGAAUCUGUACUGCUGCCAGUAUGAUAACAGCAUGAUCAGUUCUUAUUUCAGUCUAGAGAUGAAAUCCAAAGUCUCUGCAAGCCCCCCUUCACCCCCUGUGCUGACGGUGCGCCCCUCCAACGACCACAUUGGGACUGGUCAGACACUUACAUUCACCUGUCAGACCUCACCUGCUCCUCUAAAUCCGCUCCCUGACGCUUUCUUCUUGAUCCGGACAUCCAGAGGAACCCCGAGCUCCAUGCUCGCUCCACCCAAACUGGUGUCUCGCUCUCAAAAGCCUUCCUUCAGUGUGAAAGCAAUGGGACGAGAAGACAGCUGGGAAUACACCUGUCUAUACCAGCUCACAUUGCCAAAGACGGGACGGGUGAACUCUACCACCAGUCGGCCCGUCCGCAUUACAGUCAUAGAUCUUCCCGUUCCCACUCUGUCUUUAUCCAAAGACGUUCUGGAGUGUUUGGGUUCAGCCUCAUAUCCACAAGCUUCAUUCUCUUUAUUCCGUGUGGGUUCCACGUCACCCGUGGCCUCCCGGCAGUUUUCCUUGACCAAACACAGUGCACUAUUUCCCAUAACCAACCGCUAUGAUCACGACACACUGUAUCAGUGUCAGUACACCGUACCGAUGGGUAACUCCCACCUGCCCUCCAAAAUGAGCAACACAGUAAAUCUACCAUGCAAUAAAGAACACUGCACAUCACCCCCUGCAGGAAACACAGGAAGAACAGAUCUGGCUCUGAUCAUUGGCUCUGUUUCUGCUGGUGUGCUCUUCCUUAUGGUGGUGGUGCUCUUGAGUUUUGCCAUACACAGACGCGUCAAAACGCUGGCAGAUAAAAGAAGAAAAAGAGAGCAAGAACAAUUCUGGCAGAAGCUUCACUCCAGAGAUCAUGUUGUUGAUCUGCCACUGCAGCGUGCUGACUAUGAAUUUCAAAACUUCCGAAGAAAACCCUCGGUGUCGGAGCCCAUCUACGACAUCCCCAUGUCAACCUUUGCUAAACCCCCACUUUACUGAGAAUCCAUCGAUGAAUCUGUGGAUCUACAUGUUUAUACUUCACUGUUUAUUUAAAAGUUGUGUUUUGUAUAUUUAUAAAAGAAUGACCGAGUACAUGUUUGCUGUGGGUUUGGAAUCUGUAGUUCACUGGAGGGUCAGCAGGGGGCUCUGAAAUAGUUAGGCAUGUUUCAGGAAUGCACCGGUGGUAAAAUCUUUGCAAAUCUUUUGAUAGAUCCACCUGAAAGGCAAAAAAGAAAGUGUGCGUGUACCAGCAAGAGACUCGAACUUCUUUCAGUUCCCAUGAACUAAAAACCGACACAAAUCCAACACUUUGAAUACAAAACGAAUGACUCUUUGUAAGACUCCUUUAUAUGUUUUUUUGGUUCACACCCAUCUGUAUCUUACAGCCUUUCAUUUAUGAUCUUUUGAAAAUCGAUUAUCAAACCAUAAACCAUUUACAGCUCUCUGAUUUCUUAUCCUUAUUGCAACUUAAAGGUACAGUUCACCCUAAAAUAAAAAUUGCUCAUCUCUUAUUCAACCUCAUGUUGUUCAAAACCUCUAUGUGACUCUUUUUCUGUGUUACCCUAAAGAAGAUAUUUUGAUAAAUGUCUCUUGGGUGUUAUGUCCAUACAAUGAAUGGUUGCCGUUGUUAUCCAUUCUUCAAAUUAUCUUCUUUUGUGUUCUGCAUAAGAACACAACCAUGGGUUGAAACAACAUAUUAUUUUUGUGUGCACAUCACUAAAAAUAGUUUUGCAUUCUUAACAAAUCCCCCAUUAUGACGUGUUUUGUUUAUUGGGUUCAAAGGGCAACGUCUCUCCAGUGGUUUCAAAGAAUGUCCAUCUCUGCAAAUGAGCAUCGGCAUGAAUGAAGACCUGAAUGAAUUAUUCACCGACGACUCUGGGCUCAGUAAAGCACGCUGUGUGCUGUGACCUCACUCAUGACUAAUCUCGCUCGGGCUUGUACGAUUUCUUUGU